Molecule: messenger RNA, 5940 nt
Organism: Mizuhopecten yessoensis (Yesso scallop)
Lineage: Eukaryota; Metazoa; Mollusca; Bivalvia; Pectinida; Pectinidae
Product: polyamine-modulated factor 1-binding protein 1-like
Exons: 4
Coding region: 274-2109 (611 amino acids)
Source: RefSeq, a predicted model, not a curated record
UCGCUGUAUAGCAGACGACACCUGACCGUGGAUCGAACGACUCGUAUGCUUUUGUCGAUCAACCUUGUUUGUAUAUUUUCAAAGGAGAAAAAGUACUUUACCACUCAAGGUUAAUUUUUUUAUGAAUUAAUAUACUAUCAAGUCGGUAACACGCGGAUAUUCACAUACCAUUCAAGAACAUGGUUUUGCUCUUGACCUUUGAAUUGUGUCCAGGGACAAAAUCAGGAGCCUUUAUGUUCCCAUAGAAAUUUUCGGUUUCUCAUACUGAAGCAGAUGGAAACUGAUCGGAAUAUUGUUGGGAAAUUUUUCCCAGGAUCACGUCCUAAACCAUCCCUAAGGCCACUGAGGCACAACGUUCGUUCUAAGAAACGACCAAAGACGUUCCCUGAUGCCACAGAUUCCGACGGAAAUAUUUCCUCUAGCCAGCAUGAUGACAUGCAGCUGGACACAGCUCGAAUCAGUUUGGAAAGGAUACGAUCGGAUUUCGCCCAGCAGAUCGCCACUGGUCAAGGUCGGGCCCUACAGCUCCAGCCACUAGGUAAACCAAGAGAUAAACGUAAAAAGAGUAAAGCAAAGCGUAUUCAGGAACAUGACGAGGAGGAGGAAGAGGAACAGAAGGAAAAUGCGGAGGUUGAACCACUGAUCACAGACAGAAGAAAGAAAAGCAAAAAAGCCAUGAAAGAAAACACCUUAAAACAACCAGCCAUGAUGACAUCCAUGCGCGAGGGGAUCCAGAGGGCCUAUCUGGACGGACUCGAGUUUAUCCGAACCAAAAUCUCCGAAAUGGAGCAGGAAGUGGGGCAAGUACGUACAUCGUUUUACGACUGCAAGGACGGCGAAGAGGAGAGCGAGGAAAAACGCGAAGAGUAUCUGAAGCGGUGUAACGAAAACUUUCUUAUAGCAAAUAAUGAGCUUCGUCGGAAAAAUGUUAAGCUUAAUGUGAUAGACAGUGAAAUGAAAGUCGUGGGAGUUAUCAAUAAGCUACGAGAGGUAGCGGAUGUUGACCAAGGGGAGAUAGCGUUCAUCACACAAUUCUGGGAAAAUGUGAAACAAACAGUAGAGGGGUUACGAAUGAUUGUAGAGAAGUUCCAAACGAAUGUGUUACAAAGACUAAAUCAGAGUUGUACUAGUUACAACAACGCCGACAUCAAUCUGGAAGUGUCGGAUAGGUACAUGGAGGAAAUCAUCUCCUACAUAGCCGGUCUGGAAAGGGAGAUUACCAAUAUUAGACUUCUGUUGAAGAGUUUCGAUAGCGGUAUCCAUCAGGACUUAUACACGGAUUCAAAGUUUUCGGACAAACUUAUGGUCAGCUGUGACUUAAAAGCAUUUCCUAUUCUCCGGUUGGUUCCGGAUCUAACGGCAAAGGUAGAAAGGCUCUGUGAUAUUUCUCGGAAGUGGUUAGAUCGAGACCAACAAUAUAUGGAUGAGGUGAACAAUUAUAUAAAAAAGACACGAAACAUGACCAAAAGGAGGGAAGAAGUACUGAAAAAUCAGAAGGAGAAACAAAAGAAAAUUGAAAAGGCUGUUAAAACGGCACAUAUUUUACUUCACAAUAACCGAGAAAAACUCCAAAAGAUUGAAAUGGAGUUGGAUAACUUAGAGGUACAACUGAGUGGUUUUAAAACAGAGAAGAAAACAAAACAUUCUGAGAAAUCACAGAAAUCGAGUAUGGCAGACUUUCUGAAGAUCACUCUGACACAAACAAAGAAAAACUACAACCUUCAGAUGAAGCGACAGCGGCUGGUGAAACAAGUGCACGAUCUGGAGGAGUUCCUGGUCUCGAUAGAACGAGAGUUGUCAGAUGUCGAGGAUCAGAUGAUGGUGAAAAAACAGGAAAAGUUCCUGUUACGAGAAAAAGUGGACACACACCAAAAAACUUACGAAGCGUUUAAAACAGACUUUGACCGUUACUCUGAUGGCUUAGAGAAACUCGAACAGGAAGUGAACGUCCUAUCUGGUCAGUUGUUACAGUUAGAAAUUAUACAGACGUACAAAAGCAGUCCUGAAAACGUGGAGCAGAUUUUCGAUCGACCGCAGACUGUAAAAUUAGCACCAUCCCUAAAAGAGAAGAUUAGGCGGAAGCGGAAAGCCCUUGUGACGUCAGAAUGAGGACACUACUAUUUUAAUUGUCAAAUGCAUGUGUUUAUCCUUGAGGGGACUUUUUACAAGCUUCCUAUGUGAGUGUGCUAAGGACAUGAAUGACCCAUACAGGGGAAAAUGUUUCACCAUAUUCCUCCGUGCUAUCAAUAGACCGUAUGAACUUGAACAGGUAAUCAAGGUCAAGAGGUCAAGGUGAUGCUGUUCAAAGCCUAAUUAUCUAAACAAUACACAUUGUUAUGGAAACAGUAAAAUAUUUACAGAUUUAAAAGAAUGAUUUGUAGAUGAGAGACGAACGUAUGUGGGAAACUUCAAUCGUUUCAAUUUUCUAGUUAAGUUGACGCCGAACCAUGGUUAUGUUGAUAAUGACACAUUUGAACAAGUCAAACCACUGUGGUGUGCCCGUUUGUACAAGGAGGACACGCGUAUUUGUCUCUGUGAAUGUAUGUGUGUUUCAUCAGCGAUUGGUACAAGUUCCCCGCUUCUACAUGAUUUACGGACAAGUUAUUUCCGGUAACUUAGCGACAACAUUCGGAACCACUCGUUAUUUUCCGCACAAAUAUAUAUUUUUAAGUAAUUGAUUGAAAUGUGGCUAUCCGGUUCGUGGGGACGCUUCACUAUACGUCUUCAAGGUCUGAUGAUGUUUGAUACCGUCGUUCGAUCCCCUAGUAAAAUCUUGUUGGUUUUUAUGGAAAAGUCAAAUGGAGUCUCGUUAUACAGUUAACAGAGUUUUACUGAACAAGAUUCUUUACAAGUCUUGGAUGGUGUUUGGUUGUGGCGCAAUGUGAUAUUUACGGCCAGAAUCGCCCAAACUAAAUACGGAUUUUUUUUUAUAGAAAACAUGGUAAGAUAACGGUGGACUUUCACCAACACCGCGUAAAUAACGUGCAGUGGCGAAAUAUUUUAAAGUCACCGAGCUAGGUUAUAUUUGAGUAACGAGUUACCGUAAAUACUUCUACAUGUAAGUAAGGACAACUCCAGAAACUUAUCAAACAAUUGUUGUAUAAUCUUUCCAUGCGACGAAAGAAAGUGAUGCGAUGAAGAAUGAACGUUCAUUGUCAUUACAAUACCCAUCUCAUUGCCAUAACACCUGUUUUAUCGACUUUCGUAAACCACUGCCCCAGAAUUUUCAGAUCAUAAGACUUAGUGUAUGUGAAUACAUUUUCUGUAUUUGAAAAAAAAAAUUGCAAACAUUUUCAAUGUUAAAAUCUUCAUCUGCCCAAACUACUAUUGUAAUCGCUGUAAGACAUUGCUUCGUUCAAUCAACAUAUCCUUUGUAUAAUUAGGUUAGGCUCUCAUUACCGAUUAUAAGAUAAUGGCUAUCGUCACAAAGCAAAUUGAUGGUAAAACAAAGGUUAAAACACAGGAAACUCUAAACACGACACCUGUUUAAAAACCAUACAACGUUACCGGUUGUGUUACCUCGUAUUAAGAAGCACUUCAUGCACAUGUACAUUUUACUUUUUUUUUUAAAUUUAAGUUUGAAAACAUGUUGAAGUAAUCUGCAAAAAGCAUGAUUUAUCUAAAAGGUUAUAAAGUCUGUUGAUGAGUGCCCGCCUCGGUGUUACGUCUUCGGUGGGUACGCUAGAGUUGUCUCCCAUCGCUGGCAACCUGAUACUUACUAUUGCAUGGUGAUACCAUUAUUACUUUAUAACCCUGCAAAAUCCAUUUGACAUUUUAGUUAUAGCAGCAAUGACUACAUUUUUUUGAAAAAUUGGAUACUACUUACUCCUACUGUCAAAAUUACAUAUACUAUUGAACAAAUAUAAACGAUAUAUAGAAUUUAACCUAAACGAUAGUUCGACUUUUAAUUAAUUGCAUUUUGUAUGAUAUUAUAAUAUUCCAAAAAGACUUAAUAUAGAUAUCAAACAUUUGUUUCUGUUGGCUUUCAUAGUGAAUAUGAAUACCAAGUGAAAACAAACAAAUGCAAGAUUAAGUGAUAUUGCUAUUUAUGGAAUUCAUCACGGCGAUCGUAGGUACCUGUUUCUGGCUAAACUAGUUCCUGCAUGUACUAUACACAAAAAACGUACAAGAAAGCUGGCAUGAAAGUGUAAUGAGGGCUGCAAACCUUUAUGACGUGAUCGUCUUUGACAGUUCAUUACUCGACAGGACAUAUGAGAUUAUUAAUUAUUGAUACAGAUGCCGAGAAAAUUGUGACUACGAAGCCGCCAAUUGAUUGCAGCUUCAAAGAAAAUGUGUCUUUUGAUGUGCGUAAUACAAUAGUAUCGGUCGACCACAGGUAGUCAGUGUUACAACAGGUAUAAAUUACCCAGAAACGUCAAUAGCACGAGGAAAUUCUUUACUACUGAAUGAAAGUUCACCAAAAAAACUGUUGCAUUGCAUUUAGAAAAUCAAUUAUAAUGACUUAUUGAAAAGUUUAUAUUUAUAAGAAAUAUUUUUAUUUGAGUAUUGGAAACUCAAUAUCUUGCAUUUCCAUACAAAUUGACCACAAAUCCUCCGUCAGUAAUGAUUCAGCUGUUGAUGAACAUCUAUUAAGGGUAAGCAACACAGUAGCUAAAGUUGUAGGUUAUGUUUGCUAAAUGACAAUGUCACGUCCAUUUGAUUGAGCAUGUACAGAUGCCCCCUUUUCUUUUGCCAAAUCGAUAUAGCCUACCAAAUGGUAACUACAGUAUGCCAAACACAAUUUAAGUCGACCAUUUUCCGUCUUUGCGUAUUGCAGAGUUAUCUUCUCUUGUGAGCAGGAUUUGAUUGUUACGUCAUCGGUUUGUGAGAGUAACGUCAUCAACUUUUGAGUAAAACGACGUAAUUUUCUCACACAAACUAAUGACGUAACAAUCAAAACCUGCUCACAAGAGAAGAUAACUCUGCAAUACGCAAAGACGGAAUACUACGAGACAAGAAUAUAUUCAAAUGUCUUCAUCUUCGUCUGGACGUCAAAUAUACAUAAAAACUACUAUCACAGGUCAACGAUAUAAAAAAACAAGAUAAUGUUUUCCUUAGUUUCCUUCUACUGUAUAUGAACAUGUCGAUGUUCCAUAUUUAGGUCCAAGCACGUGGAUUACAUGUGCGUUUUAUCGUUUUAUUAUGUUUAUUUCAUCUUGUUAUUCAUCUUAGAUUUCAGUUUUACAUGGUUAUAUGUUAAUUACGAUCCAUUUCUCAUUGUUAUUUGCACCUCUUCAGAAAUCAAAAUAUUGUGAUAUGUUUAUUUUACAUCAGGUCCAUUUUUAUCGUACAUGUAGGUAUCAUGACCUUUCUUCUUAAUUAACGUCCUCCCAUAUUGCAUACCAUUUCUAUUACAUGUUUCCGCAUGUGUUGUCUGAGUGUUAACAUAGAUAAACCAUAUUUUUGAAUCUCGAUAAAUCCGUUAUAUUGCACGGUAUUAAUCUGUAUAUUGUUAUAUGUUAAAACGAGGGAGAAUACGGAAAGCCGUUGCCGAGAAUCAAGGCGAGCUAUCUGCAAUUCCUCUUCCAAUGAACAAAAUGACCAAAAGUUAUCCAACUUUGUAAACAGAAGCCCAUUGUCAAACCUGAUUCAUUCUUAUACUGAUCUACCCGACAGAUCAUUCAAUCGUCUUGCUCUGUCACAGUAAAUGCUGUGAAGUAAAUUUCUUGACAGGAAUCGAAUUUGUGAGACAUCAACACAUAACAAUACCUAGUUCCAUACCUUGCUUUUGUUAGUAUCUGAAAGUGAUUAAAUGUUUCCUAAUCAGUGAAAAAAAUAUCCUUCUGUAUGAUUGAGUGCCAUAACUGGUAAUCGACUACUAUGAUGUCACAUGAUUUGAUGAAUGACUUCGUAUAAAAUGUCCAUUUACAAUGGAACAGUCUGGGACUGUUUACAUGAAUGCCUUAUAUGCCAAAUACGCAAAUUACAUUUUUCUAAAGA